UCUAAUGUAAGCAUUUCUUGUGACUGGAAAAUUCUUAAAAUAAAAACAAUUUCUACUGUUUUUAAUAUUCUUUUUUGUCACUUUGUGUAACAUACCUUCUGUCAGAAAUAGAACUUUUAAUGGCUACAUCACUCAGAAAUCUGAUUUAGCUCGCUGUUAAAGUUUCAAUGGCUGAAACUAACAAUACUAUGAGAAGCUCAAGCCAUUGGAAAUCAUUUUACAGUUUUGUUUAUAAAGUGAAAAGAUUUCCAGGUUCAAUGAGGAAGACAAUUUGGAAUGUUGGCAAAGAUGAUCCAAGAAGGGUGGUCCAUUCUUUGAAAGUUGGUCUUGCUUUGACACUUGUAUCUUUGUUGUAUCUAAUGGAGCCAUUGUUCAAAGGGAUAGGGGAAAAUGCUAUGUGGGCUGUCAUGACUGUGGUUGUGGUCAUGGAGUUCACUGCAGGGGGAACCUUAUGCAAAGGACUAAAUAGAGGAUUGGGAACUUUGUUAGCAGGAUCAUUGGCAUUCUUUAUUCGGUAUCUUGCAGAUGUUCCUGGCCAGAUUUUUCAUGCAAUUUUCAUCGGUGCUGCAGUUUUUAUUUUAGGAGCUGCAGCUACCUAUGUCAGAUUCAUCCCUUAUAUAAAGAAAAACUACGAUUAUGGUGUUAUGAUAUUUCUGUUGACCUUUAAUUUGAUAAUUGUAUCAAGUUACCGCGUUGAUAAUGUCUGGAGCAUUGGGAAAGAUCGCAUCUAUACCAUAUGCAUAGGCGUUGGUCUUUGUCUUGUGAUGAGCCUAUUUGUAUUUCCAAACUGGUCAGGGGAAGAACUCCAUAAAUCCACCAUAUCAAAGCUUGAAGGAUUAGCCAAAUCCAUAGAAGUUUCUGUCAUGGAAUAUUUUUAUGAUUCUGAAAAACAAGCAAAUGAUGAUUCAUCUGAGGAUCUCAUUUACAAGUGCUACGAGGCCGUUUUAGACUCUAAAUCUAAGGAUGAAACACUGGCUAUACAAGCAAAUUGGGAGCCAAGAUACUCAAGAUGCUGCCACAGGAUCCCAUGGCAGCAAUAUGCAAAAGUAGGAGCUGCUCUUCGCCAUUUUAGUUACACCGUUGUAGCACUACAUGGUUGUUUGCAGUCUGAAAUUCAGACACCAAGGUCAAUACGUGAUCUAUACAAAGAUUCCUGCAUCAGACUUGCACAAGAAGUAUCAAAAGUACUAAGGGCAAUGGCCAACAGCAUAAGGAAAAAGCAUAAAUUUUCCCUUCAAAUACUCUCAAACAAUCUUAAUGAAGCUUUACAAGAUCUUGACGGUGUGUUAAAAUCGCAACCCCAACUUUUACUUGGCUCGAACAAUGGUCGAAGUCGAACACCCAGAACCCCCAAAACCCCCAGAACUCCAAACUCUUACAAGCUUGAAGAAGAAAGUAGAAUCUUGCUAUCACGUGUUAAAAGUGAUUGUUGUUCCCCAGUUGGAAGCAAAUCCAAAGAGCAUUCCCGAGAACAAACAAAAGAAGGACAGAGACACAAGGUGUUGAGGCCACAACUUAGUAAGAUUAUCAUCACUAGCCUUGAGUUCUCAGAAGCACUACCCUUUGCUGCAUUCACUUCGUUGCUAGUGGAGAUGGUGGCAAAACUAGAUCAUGUUAUGGAUGAAGUUGAAGAGUUGGGGAGAAUGUCACAUUUUAAAGAGUUUAGAGAUGAUGAUGAUAAUAAUGCGAAUAUUGUUGUCACUUGUGACAGACCAAAAAUGAAUAUAGUUGAUAAUAAUGACUUGCCUUCUUAUGGAGCGGAAUAAUUGUUCCUAUCAUCCCACGAGUGAAGUUAUACAUGAAUACAUUAAUUUAGUUGAACGUUUUUUGCAUUACCUAUUUUAUGCAUUCUGCAUAGGGAAGAUUAUGUACUGUACACGGGAAAGUAAUUUUUGCCGAGUCCUGAAGUUUGAGUUCUGAGAGCUGAGUCA
Messenger RNA from Medicago truncatula (barrel medic), 1931 nucleotides. Its product is annotated as aluminum-activated malate transporter 12. Bases 168 to 1766 code for a protein of 532 amino acids. Gene Ontology annotation, biological process: malate transport. Lineage: Eukaryota; Viridiplantae; Streptophyta; Magnoliopsida; Fabales; Fabaceae. The transcript has 6 exons. The record is from RefSeq and is a predicted model, not a curated record.